Molecule: messenger RNA, 1593 nt
Organism: Tarenaya hassleriana
Lineage: Eukaryota; Viridiplantae; Streptophyta; Magnoliopsida; Brassicales; Cleomaceae
Exons: 2
Coding region: 177-1436 (419 amino acids)
Molecular function (GO): methyltransferase activity
Source: RefSeq, a predicted model, not a curated record
AUUAUUUUCUGUACCCGUCAAAUGUCACCGACAUCUCUCUCUCUCUCUCUUCGCACACGGAAGAGGAGUGGAAAACCACACUCUCGGACUCACAUGUCUUCGAACCCGAAGUAAAAAACCGUAUUCUCUCUCUCUCUCUCUCUCUCUCUCUCUCCAGUGUUGCAGAUCAUCGCAAGAUGGGAUCUGUGUCCCUCAAGAUCGGCGAGGGCACCGCCAGAUUCCGGCGAUCGACCGUCUGCUCCUCCGCCGUCAACCUUCUCAUGCUCUUCUCCGUCGUCACGACCAACCUCUUCGCCCUCUACGCCUUCUCCUCCCACUCCCAAUCCCACGCGCCGUCUCACCUCCUCAACUCCAACAACAUCUCCCUUGUCUCUCAGCAUCUCUCUCUCAUCCUCCGCGAGAUCGAUUCUUCGCAACGCAAGCUUGCCCAGAUGGAGAAACAGCUCCUGGGUUACGAAUCCAUCGAUCUCUCCCGACCCAACAUUGCCCAAGAGCUGAAAUUGUUCCUACAGCAUCAUCAGCUUCCUUUGGGCAAAGAUUCUCGAACUGGGAUCACGGAAAUGGUUGCUUCCGUCGGGCAUUCAUGCCUAAAGUCCUCAGAUUUGCUGUCUCAGUAUAUGGCGUACAAGGUGUUCGAUAGAUGUCCUGAUGAUUGGAGCCUUGCCGAGAAGCUGAUUCUCCGUGGCUGCGAGCCGUUGCCGCGUCGCCGAUGCUUGGCUAAGACUGUGCAUAAGUCGGAUCUGAGGCAUUUCCCUGAUUCCUUGUGGAGACCUGUGAGUAAUAAGAGUGUUAACUGGAGUGGCAUUGGUUGCAAGAGCUUUGAUUGCUUAAAGGGCAAGAAAUUGGGCUCAGACUGUGCCGGUUGCUUUGAUUUGUCUGGUAGCUAUGAGAAAGAUAGGUUUGUUAAGGUUAGGGGGAAGAAUGAUUUCUUGAUAGAUGAUGUUUUGGGUCUAGGCGGUGGAAAAAUUCGAAUCGGGUUCGAUAUCAGUGGCGGAUCUGGGACUUUUGCCGCAAGAAUGGCUGAGAAGAAUGUCACGAUUAUCACCAACUCGUUGAACGCCGGUGCCCCCUUUAGUGAGUUCAUAGCUGCAAGAGGGCUUUUCCCAUUGUUCUUAAGCUUGGAUCACAGAUUUCCUUUCUAUGACAAUGUGUUUGAUCUUAUUCAUGCCUCGAGUGGGUUGGAUGUCGGGGGGAAGCCAGAGAAGUUGGAGUUCUUGAUGUUUGACCUUGACCGGAUCUUGAAACCUGGUGGAUUGUUCUGGUUGGACAACUUCUACUGCGCAAGUGACGAGAAGAAGAAGGAUCUAACGCAUUUAAUCGAGAGGUUUGGGUAUAAAAAGCUAAAAUGGGUCGUAGGAGAGAAAGUCGAUGCAGCUGGUUCGGGCAAAUCCAAGGUGUAUCUCUCAGCGGUUUUGCAAAAGCCAACAAGAAUUUAACAAAGGCAGGGCCUUUUGAUGAAAAAAGAAAAAGGACAAAGGGCGGUAGAAGAAUUGUUAGACAUGUCCUGUGAAAUUAGGGGGGUUGCGUUCUCUUUCUUAUGUUUACUUCCAUGAUCAUAAAUGUACCAAAUUACGGCAGGUUUUCAAAUUUGUA